CCGAUUAAAUAUGAAAUGCGGUGGCAAUUCGCAAGGUCUCUGAAAUUUCUGGGACCAAACCAAACUGUUUCUGCUAUCUAUCAUCAUUUUCCUCUUCCAACACCAUUAUUAGGGUUUCCACUUUCUCAUUCCGACCCUCCAAAUUCAUCCAUAAUUCAUCCCAAUUUCGCCAUCCUUUCCUAGUUUCCCGUUCAGACAUCUCGCCACGACUCUCCCUGUUCUCUGUCUGCGCACCAAUGUUGGCUACGAGUGCAGUUGCUUCUUUGCCCAAAUUACCUCCAGUGAGAAGAGGACGCCACUGCAUUGAAGAGAAUGUUGUUCCUACAUCUAAAUUUCCAAGAGGGUUACUGACUGUUGAUAAUUCAAGAUCAUUGGGUAGAAGAACUCGUUCUACGCAGGCAGCAACUAUAAUAUGUGCUGCAGCUUUGAAUGCGAGAUGUGGUGCAGAGCAAACUCAGACUGUUACUCGAGAGGCUCCAACAAUUACUCAUAUUCCUGGGAAGGAGAAGUCCCCACAAAUCGAUGAUGGCGGAUCUGGAUUUCCACCUCGUGAUGAUGAUGGCGACGGUGGAGGAGGUGGAGGUGGAGGCAACUGGUCUGGUGGAUUUUUCUUUUUUGGGUUUCUUGCUUUUCUUGGCUUCAUGAAGGACAGAGAAAGCGAAGAUGAAGGUUACGGUUACAGGGAUAACCGAAGAAGGCGGUGAUGAAUUGGCAGGGACAAAUGAAUGAUUUGUUAGAAGAUUUUGGUGCUGUAUUCUUUAAUUUCCUUUAUCAUGUAUACGCACUGUAGAUUAUAUUGGUCAACAGGGUAUUGUGCUGUAAGUUGAAGUACCACUGAACUUUUGUUACUGUUACCAAUUAAACUCCAUCCAAAACUUCACCGUGGAAGGAAAAAGCUUUUGUAUCAUAGUAAUUUGUAACAAAUUAUGGGAGAGUAAAUCAUCAAUUUGUUUCUAAACAAUCACCCUUCCAAUUAGUUCCUAAACUAUUAAAAUCUAAA
This is a messenger RNA of Cicer arietinum (chickpea), 1000 nucleotides long. RefSeq lists its product as uncharacterized. Gene Ontology annotation, biological process: thylakoid membrane organization; chloroplast organization. Lineage: Eukaryota; Viridiplantae; Streptophyta; Magnoliopsida; Fabales; Fabaceae. The record is from RefSeq and is a predicted model, not a curated record. Gene Ontology annotation, cellular component: chloroplast.